CUCUCUCGUUCUCGCGAGAUCACACCAGUGGCCAUCUUGGAUAUUGACUUCCUGAAGCUGCAUCUCCACUCAAAACAAACGUCAUACCUUUAACUUCUGCGUAAGCAGAAGAACGUCUUUGAGGAUAGUCACUCACCAGAGCAGUAGUCUUUACUGUUGGCUGCAACCUUCCAGGGAGACAAGUUCUCCGGUAGAUCACUAGACAUGUCUCAGCUACUUGAGGAGGGGGAAAAGCCACCAGCUCCACCUGUGAGACAUGAGAGCACCAGAGAGACUUCAUUGUCUCAAGAAUAUAAACCACUUCCAAGAGAACCAGAUGAGAGAAAGAAGUCAAAAACCCCUAAAGGUGGUAAGCAGGUUAAAGUGCCAAAUGACAAACCAGUCAUUUCACCUCCCUCCAACUUCGAGCAUACAGUCCAUGUUGGAUUUGAUCCUCACACUGGCGAGUUCACAGGUAUGCCAGAAUCAUGGGCAAAACUGCUGCAGUCUGCCAACAUCUCCAAGUCAGAACAAAAGCAGAACCCUCAGGCUGUGUUGGAUGUGCUGAAUUAUUAUGAUACAUCUUCCAAGGAGCGACGCGAGUCCAAGUACAUGCUGAAUCUCAAGCCAUCAAGUGGCAAUUCCUCCAAAUCUAAUAUCUCUGAUAAAGUGUCACCAACAGUCAUUCUUAACCAGAACAACCAAGAGCAGAAGGCAGUAGCAGCAUCAGGAGAAGAGGAGGAUGAAGAAGAGCCGCCACCUCCACCAAUAGCAGCCAGGCCCGAUAAAACAAAGUCCAUCUAUACCAAGCCUAUUGACCAGGAAGACAAGAGUGGAGAAGGCGGCCCAGACAAUAAGACUGAAAAGCCAAAGAAGAAGAUGACAGAUGAAGAAAUCAUGGAAAAACUGCGCACUAUUGUGUCUAUAGGUGAUCCAAACAGAAAAUACACCAAGAUGGAGAAAAUUGGACAGGGAGCAUCAGGAACAGUCUUCAUCGCUAUUGAGGUUGCGACUGGCCGAGAGGUGGCCAUCAAGACCAUGAACCUGUCUCAGCAACCCAAAAAGGAGCUUAUCAUCAAUGAGAUCCUGGUCAUAGGGAAAACCAGAACCAAUAUUGUAAAUUACCUUGACAGUUACCUUGUGGCGAGGAAUUGUGUAGUGAUGGAGUUUUUAGCUGGUGGCUCCCUGACAGAUGUGGUGACAGAGACUUGUAUGGAUGAAGGACAAAUAGCAGCCGUGUGCAGAGAGUGUUUGCAGGCCCUGGAGUUCUUGCAUGAAAACCAAGUUAUUCACAGAGACAUUAAGAGUGACAAUAUCCUGCUGGGCAUGGAUGGCAGUGUUAAACUAACUGACUUCGGGUUCUGUGCCCAGCUGUCUCCAGAGCAGUCCAAGCGAUCCACAAUGGUAGGCACACCUUACUGGAUGGCACCUGAAGUAGUAACCAGAAAGCAGUAUGGCCCGACUGUUGACAUCUGGAGCUUGGGUGUGAUGUGUAUUGAAAUGAUUGAAGGCGAGCCACCAUAUCUAAACGAAAAUCCUCUAAGGGCCCUGUACCUAAUUGCAACUAAUGGGAAACCGGAGAUCAAAGAGAAGCACAAAUUAUCACCUGUCUUCCAGGACUUUCUGGAUAAGUGCCUUGAGGUGGAUGUGGAGAAACGAGCAAGUGCAUCAGAACUUCUCAAGCAUCCAUUCUUGAGACUAGCAAAGCCCCUCGCCAGUCUUGUGCCACUCAUCCUUGCUGCAAAAGAAGCACAGAAAGGUCACUGAGUGCAGCCCAGGUUCUAACCAGGUACAGAAAGGUCACUUGCUGCAACCUUUUAAGACUGACAAUAUGAUGGAGACUAAUGGAGGGUCUGGAAGGUUGAGACCAUAUACUUGGAGAAGCAGAGAGAGAAUCUGUUCAGAGACCAGAUGUGAUGUGAGCAGAAACAGAUGUGAUGUCAUGCAUGCAUUUUGUCCUUCAUUCUUCUUCAUCUACUUACCUCUUCAGUUACUUUCUGGCCCACCAUUACUGCUUGGUGGCAUUUCAGUUUGGUUGUGACUGGAUUCUGGAAUACUGAUCUGCAGAGGAUAUCACCAGGUAAUGAGAAGUCUUAGAACUUGCAUCACUGUCCUCCAGGGUAUCACCAAGUGAUGUGGAGUUGUAGAACUUGCAUUGCCUUUUCUCGUGUUAUUGUCACGGAAUGUGGAGUUAUACAACUUGCAUCGGCAUUGCCUAGGAAGAAGGACAAAGAGUUUUUAGUCUCAAGCCUGUGUGAUGAUGAUAUACUGAGGAGUGAAGUCGGAUCAAGGUGCUGUUUUGUUUGCUUCCCCCUGCUCUUCCAGUUACAGCUGCCCAGAGAUGCUGUGCAUUUUGCAGGACAUUUUUUUAUUCUGUCUGAAACAUCAGCGAUCUGCUUUUGUCCUGAAAUAAUGGAUACCUGUACCUUUUUGUUUCAUCUUCAACCCACUGUGUCCAAGCAAAGUUAAGAAAGUAAGAUUGACUAGGUAUGCAAAAUAGGACUUUUUAUGGUGGUAAUAUGACUUUUUUCCCUAAUGUACACGAGCAAAGCUUGUUAAAUUCAUGUUAAAUGAAUAUGGAAAUAGUUGUUAUUGUCUGAUUUAUGACAAUAUUAUGAACAUAUUAAGACCCUAUUCUACCACGUUUCACGGGGAAUUUUUGUGGUCUCAUCUAAAGAAGACAGGCACAACAAGCUUAGGCUAAUGUGAGUGAAUGACAUCUUGCAGGACUGUGUGAAUGACUGUGACAUCUUGCAGGACUAUGUGAGUGAGUGACAUCUUGCAGGACUGUACUAUCCACAAGCUCCAGGAGGUUUGAUUGAAGGGGGUGGGAAACAUCCUUGGCAGCUUUGUGGAAUCCCUAAGCAAGAUAUGAUUUAACUGCUCAGAUGUAGAAUACAGACAUGUAAUUUGCUUAAUUUUGUAUGUUAAGAAGGUCUAGACAACACUUCUCUCUUAGGCAAUAUCAAAUGUUUUGUUGGUGGGUGUGUGUGAGAGUGAAUGAGAGAGAAAAGCAAAACACAAGGUUGGGUUGGUUACUAUGAAUGAACCCUAUUUUAAAGUGUAAUACUUUGAAGAUUUCAGCAUUUUUAAAGUCAACUGGUUUUUUUUGUACAGAAAAAUGGGUUUAUUAUAUGAAGGAUGUUUUUUGGUUGUUACAUUGGGGGAAAUAAGGUCACUUGCCAGACAAGGGCCUUGAGAUGAAUCAGGCAAGUGAUGAAGUUUCUGUGGAUGACCUGCAUGCAUUAGCCAUACAUAUACUGCAGAUUUGUGACUGAGUUUGGAAUAUAUGUGGCAUUACCAUUUGUGAAGACCAGUCAUGUUGCAAAAGCCAAAAAUGGAGGUAAGGCCAGUUACUGCUGCUGCGCUGCUGAUAGACUGCUAUUGAACCGACAGGGUGGCUAUUGAAGCAGCAAGUCAGGGGAUAUUACUCUUACAUGCAUGUCAGCAUUUGAACUGGUGAUUGCUUUAGGAGUCAUGUUUGUGUGUUGGUUUUUUUUUUUGGUCAAUUUUUGAAAUGUCUAUGGAGGAAUCACCCAUUUUGUGGUUUGUGUUUCAUUAGGAAGCCAACGAUGCUUUGGAUAUGGUGAGUUGGUGUGAUACCAAUUAUGUUUGAGAACAGUGUUCUAAAAAUUUCAUGGUGUUAUGAAGUGCAUGUUACAGAAGGGGUGAGGGGAGAGUUGGAUGCUGUUGUGUGCAUGUAUUCUGUUAUUUUGAAAUAAUGUACAUAAGCAUGCCAAUUAGUUAGCAACUGUGUAUUUAAACAGUGAAACACUAUGCAUCCUCCUCUUUCUCAAUCUCAUUGUGCUCAUGCAGAAACGUAUGCAUUUCAGGCACAUGUGUUUUUCAGUUUGUAUCCAUAUUUCAUUGCUAAAUAUUGCCAUUCAUACAGUCAUAUUAUUUUAGAAUAGCGAGACUUUCUUACAGCCAGAUUUAAAAAAUAAUAGUUCAGAAGGGUAUGGAGAAUUUUUUCUGAAGCACAGCACUGCAGGUACUUGCAUAAUUGGUUUGGUGUAUUAGUGUGCAUGCGCUUUGGAUUUUUUUUUUUUUAAUUUGAGAACUGUGUAAAUCUACACUUGAAAAUUUGCUCUGAAAGUGGUGUAGUGAGAUGGAGGCAGAGGAACUGUUUGUGAAUGAGAGAAUUUCUAGGCGGAGAAACUGUUUGUGAGAUAAUUUCUAUGUGGAGGAACUGUUUGUGAGGCAUUUUUGUAGAUCAUUUUGGUCUGUUUGGAAAUGCAUUUGCUCUUUCUCUUAGUGAAUUUAGGUGGUAAUGAGCUAAAUAUUUCAAAGUAUACAAAGAAUUCUUACAUCUCAAAGCAUGGACAUUUUAGAUACAGUCAAAUCUCACUACUAUGCCACCUACCUGGGACUGAGCAAAAGUGGCAUAGUAGUGAGAGUGGCAUAGUAACGAGGGUUCGUAAAAAACGGCUUUAUUUGUUCAAGUUACCCGUCAGUC
Molecule: messenger RNA, 4435 nt
Organism: Pomacea canaliculata
Lineage: Eukaryota; Metazoa; Mollusca; Gastropoda; Architaenioglossa; Ampullariidae
Product: serine/threonine-protein kinase PAK 2-like
Biological process (GO): regulation of axonogenesis; actin filament organization; regulation of MAPK cascade
Cellular component (GO): cytoplasm
Molecular function (GO): ATP binding; protein serine/threonine kinase activity
Source: RefSeq, a predicted model, not a curated record